Nanorana parkeri is the source of this 2700-nucleotide messenger RNA. It is a transcript of the gene POLK, whose product is annotated as DNA polymerase kappa. The transcript has 14 exons. Bases 24 to 2594 code for a protein of 856 amino acids. Gene Ontology annotation, molecular function: damaged DNA binding; DNA-directed DNA polymerase activity. Gene Ontology annotation, biological process: error-prone translesion synthesis. Gene Ontology annotation, cellular component: nucleus. Lineage: Eukaryota; Metazoa; Chordata; Amphibia; Anura; Dicroglossidae. The record is from RefSeq and is a predicted model, not a curated record.
CCAUAGAUUACAAAUCUAAAAAAAUGGAUCAGCAAGAUGAGAAAGAGACUCCGAGCAAUAAUGCUUUCCAAUACAGAAUGGGUCUUAAUGACAACAAGGCGGGGAUGGAGGGGCUGGAUAAGCAGAAAAUCAACAAGAUCAUCAUGGAUGCUACAAAAGGCUCCAGAUUUUAUGAAAAUGAGCUCAAGAAAGACCAGCAAGUUAAUCGGCGCAUCGAGAAGAUGCUUCAACAAAAAGCUUUGCUGACCAGUUCACAAAUCAGUGAAGCUCAUAUUCAGGUUGAUCGAAUGGCACUGGAGCUGGAGAGAAGACGUGAUUUAAGCCGUGUUAUUGUACAUGUGGAUAUGGAUGCUUUUUAUGCAGCUGUGGAAAUGAGAGAAAAUCCUGAGCUGAAGGAGAAGCCUAUGGCUGUGGGUUCUAUGAGCAUGCUUUCUACUUCAAAUUAUUUGGCAAGAAGGUUUGGUGUGCGUGCAGCUAUGCCAGGAUUCAUCGCAAAGAAAUUGUGCCCCAAUCUGAUCAUUGUUCCACUUAAUUUCGACAAAUAUCGAGAAGUAAGCAAAGAGGUUAGAGAAGUCUUUGCAGAGUAUGAUCCCAACUUUCUGCCUCUUAGUCUUGAUGAAGCCUAUUUGGACAUUACCAAUCAUUUGGAGGAAAGGUUGACAUGGCCAGAAGAGCGGAGAAGAUAUGUUAAUAAAACUGGCACUUUACAGAAAGAUAACUCACCAGCAGCAGGUGUGUUGACCACUACAGGAACUUGUGAACCAGAACAGACACAAUGCACAUCUCCAGUGCUAUUUGAAGACAGUCCUUCCUUCCUGAAUGAACAAACCAUACCUCAGUCCCUGUCGGAUCCAGCAAAGGUAGAAGAACCUGUGGAAAAUGUGAUGGUCUUUGGGACGUCAGCAGAAGAAGCUGUGAAUGAAAUGAGAUUCCGAAUUGAACAGAAAACCUCUUUGACUGCUAGCGCAGGCAUUGCUCCAAAUAUGAUGCUGGCAAAAGUUUGCAGCGACAAAAAUAAACCCAACGGUCAGUACGUAAUUCCUCAUGACAGGCAAGCGGUGAUGGACUUCAUCAAGGAUUUGCCAAUCAGGAAGGUUCCAGGGAUUGGGAAAGUAACGGAGAAGAUGUUGCAGGCUCUGGGAAUAACAGAUUGCACUGACCUCUACCAGCAGAGGGCUCUCCUGUCACUGCUCUUCUCCGACGUCUCCUGGCAUAACUUCCUACAUAUUUCUCUGGGCCUCGGCUCAACACGCAUAGAGAAAGACGGAGAAAGGAAAAGCAUGAGCACAGAACGGACCUUCAAUGAGAUCAGCUCAGCAGAAGAACAGUAUGAAUUGUGUCGGGAACUCUGCAAGGACCUAGCAGAAGAUCUCCAUAAGGAAGGGCUAAGGGGCAGAACUGUCACUCUAAAGCUGAAAAAUGUGAAGUUUGAGGUAAAGACAAGAGCGUCCACUGUAUCCCACACAGUCUCUACAGAAGAAGAAAUCUUCUGCCUUGCCAAGGAAAUUCUGAAAGCUGAGAUUGAGGCAGCUUCACCGGAACCGCUGCGUCUUAGGUUGAUGGGUGUAAGAGUGUCAGGAUUCACAUCAGAAGAAGACCGUAAACACCAGAAAAGCAUUACCAGUUUUUUGUGCGCUAAUAAACCAUCAAACAAAAUUUGUUCAGAAGCCACAGAGAGAACAGUCCAAGAAAGACCAGCCACGUGUCCUCAGAGAGAGAGCUUCUUCAAUCAGAAGCGGGCAGCCAGGCAGCAGGAAUUGCUGCAAAGUUCCUCCGAAACAGCUACUACUAGCAAAGACCAAAAUGUGAUCUUUGCUUUAUGUGAAGAACCCAAGGCUGAAGCAGACGAUGUCAAAGAAAAUCCAGAUUUCACAUGUCCGAUCUGCCUUCUAAAGCAAGGAGACUGGGACCUGGAAGGGUUUAAUAAGCAUAUCGACAAAUGUUUAAGCAAAUCACCUUCCUCUGGGGUCUCUGAAAUGCCAAACAAAGGAAAACAUCAAAGAAAGCUGACUGCAAUUAACAAAGGCAAUGGGAAUGAUAUCGAUGCAAACAAUCUUAAAAACAAAAUGGUGACAAUAGCACCAUGUGAUGAUUUGUAUGACUUUGUUAUUGAUAAGUAUACACUGGGGGCAAUACAGAAUAAUCAAACCUUGCAGAGGAAUCUUAUUGAGUGCAAUAGUGAAAUUAUAAGUGAGGACACCUCUAAUAAUAUGGUGUUGGAAAAGCAAGCAGUUCUCAAAGAUGCUGACAAGCAUAUAAUGUCAACACCACCCGGUUCAUCAGUGUGUAUGGAAGAGUCCACACUGAUCUGCCCAGUGUGCAAUACACAGCAAGAUACUACAGACCUUGCAGCGUUUAACAGACAUGUGGACAUAUGUCUGAACAAAGGAAUUCUAGAAGAGUUGAAGGAUGAGAAAGUCAUCACGGACAGAAACCAGGCACUUGGCGAUCAGAAUGGUAGUACAGGAAGAGGAAACACCAGCAAUAAAUCAGCCUUACGUUCUAAGAGACCAGGUACAACCCAACAGAAUCCUGCUUCCAAGAAAGCCAAGAUCAACCGCUCCAGCAAUACCAUUGAAAGAUUUUUUAAAUAAUUUCUAAGGUUGCAUGAAUUGAGAUUUUCAGGAUACAAUGAUCAUGUAGACAACAAUACUUAGAUAUUAUUAUGUUAAUUGUGAAAUGCUUUAUGGUAUUCGGCAG